CAAGGUUGUAAAGAGAAAGCGCGGUCGGGUUUGAAAGUCAGUCACUUUUUGUCAACAUAAUCAACACGAAAUUAUGAAAAAGAAAAGAUCCGUUGCUACUGAAUUAGUUCAACGUGCUUCAUCUAUAUUACCAGCAUUUACUGAUAUAUUUGAUGAAGAAACAUUUUAUAUAUUUUUUAUUUGUCUUGUUAUUUUAUCAUUUAUUAUAGCAUUUAGUAUAGCUAAAUAUUUUGAUGUAACAAUUAAAGAUGCAGAUCAUUUAAAAUUAACUAAACGACAAAAAACAAAACGACACUAUUCCAUAAAUCAACAAAAAUAAAAAAAACUUAUUGAUUUGUUUUCUCUAAACUUUAUUGUUGUCUUUUUUUUCUCGUUUUUUAUUUUGUCAUUAUUACCUUAGAAAUAAAAACAAAUAUCUCCCAACCCCACCUCCACCCCCCACACUCCAUCCCCCGUCCGCAACUAAUAGAUAAUCAUAGUUAAAGUCAAUGAGAUACAUUUUUUUUCAUCAAAAUAUACAAGGUAUUCUGUGUUUGUUUAUUUGUUUGUUUUCAUGAAUUGUAUUGUAUAUAUUUAAUCUAGUCAAUUGAAUACUCUUGUUUUUUUUUUAAAUAUUAAAUGAUAUUCAUUUCAUAUUUGUGCAAUAUAUUCAAUGUGAAUGAAUUUGCUUUUUAUUUUUAUGGAUAAUCAAUUUAUAUUUUACUACUAUGAUCUAAUAUUCAUUAUAUAUUGAUUUGAUUAUAUUGUUAUUCAAGGAUUAAACAUUAGGUUAUUUACAUCAAUAAGAAAAUGAGUAUGAUUGUUUUGUUUUGUUUUUGUUUUUUUUAAGAUGAAAUAGAAAUACAUAUGAUCUUU
This is a messenger RNA of Schistosoma margrebowiei, 855 nucleotides long. The record is from the annotation of a GenBank genome assembly. NCBI's taxonomy places the organism in Eukaryota, Metazoa, Platyhelminthes, Trematoda, Strigeidida, Schistosomatidae.